AUGCAACAGGAACAAAUUUGUGUGGGAAAAGAAGGCGACGUCGGAACUCUGUUGGCGUCGAUUGACAAGACGUUGGCAGAAGCCUCGGCGGACACGCGGACUUGGCGAAUUUGUCGGCCGACUCAAAAAAAGGCAAAGUUUCUGUUCUGCGUGGGAGGUGUGCAAACGAGAUGGAUUGGUUGAAAAAUGUGGCCAAAUUAGGUGAGGCACGUGUGUUGGCCGAAAAAAAGAAGCUAGGAAGCGCGAUUUCGAGCCUUGUUCAUCCCCUUGGCCCGUCUAACCGCAUUUAAUUACCAAACGGAUCUCAAAAAUGCACAAGCCAUUUAAAAAGCCUGUUUUUUGCAGACCAUCUCUUCUUUCACGUAUAUCCUACAUGGCAAGAAGAACGUGUUGAUUAAUAAAAGUUUCGUCGUCCGCUUUGAAAAUGGUCGAUACUUAUCCGACGUUUUGAAACGUCGUACAUUCAAUAACCAAUUUGUGGGCAUGUAAAUUCACACCGGAAGACGCAUUCCACAUGUUCUGUUGAGUGUUCUCCGACGUGUUUUACGUGAUCUCGUGACUGGCAGCUGUCGGCAGUUACAAAAGACUCUGCGGCCCACCCUCGACAUGCUGGUCGUUUGUUAGCGCCAUGCAGAAAAUUGAUUGGCUGCACAGUGAGAAAAAACUGGGGAAUACUUGGGACUUGCCAAAUUAAAUCUAUCCUUUGAGGUUCUGGGAAAACGGUCUAAAGCUCACAGAGAAAGGAGGUCAGGAAAAAAAACUUUUUAAGGUACUUCUCUAAAAUAGAGAAGUGUUUGCAAGUUGAGACACCAUCUUUAAAAAAAUGCACCUUGAAAUGUAUCCUAAUUGUUUAAAAACAUGAUGUGGUUCAUACCAAAACCUUCAAAACUUUCUUUUUUCGAGAGCGGGAGCUUCAAGAUUUCUAGAAUAAUGUGAGAAAAAGAGCUUUCGAGCGUUGCAGAGCACCAAGUUUUGCACUUCUUGAAUAUCAUCUAGCUUAUCAGAGACAGCUCUGACGUUUUUAAAAAAAGUAAAGGUAUGCCUCUUUUAAAAUGUAUAGAAAUCCCUUUCAAUGGAAAAAUACUUCUUCAGUUGGCCUAAGUGAUUCGAAAACUUUGAAAAAUCAACUCUUUUUUUAAGUUCAAACAAAAAUUUCUCUGAUCUCUCGAAAAGAUUACAACCCUUAAUCUAAUUUCGUCGUCGCAUUUGAGACCGGCCGUAAAAAUAAAAUAAUUUGAGGAAAACUAUCUUGACUUAGGAACAAAAAAAAAAUUUCGAAAUAUUGCUGAACCAAUAGUCGGUAUGAAAAAGAAAACUGAGAGGUGCGUCCAAACAAUCGCGGCUCUUCGUCGCUUUUUUUCGACAGAUCAACUUAUGAUGGAUUGCUCUUAUUGUUGGACGACGUGGUCGCUACGUUUGACAAAAGCUGCUGAUGGAAAUGGGAUGGGCAAAAAGCUCAGGCUUUGUAAAAAGCAAGAAUAUCGAAAUGCUCAAAAAUCAUUAAAAGAAGUCCGACGUGGCAAAUAUUUCAACGGAUGAGAUUGCGUGGACAUUGUUCGACCCUAAGGGAUCAUAACUUUCCACGCGGACAAUGACUGAAAAUAUUAAAUGAUUUCCGAAGCUUUCGAGCAAGCGGAUAAAAUUGCAUAGUCAGAACAAAAAAUAUUCUCUGACUUUGAAUACUUGAAUACUAUGAAAAGAACUGAAGUAAAAAAAAAACCGAAACCAAAAAAUCAUAGCAAAAGCAAGGCGAAGAAGAAAACUUUUGUGAUCGGAACAAACUUGAGAGGAACUAAUCGACUGAGCUCGCAAAAAAGAAGAUAAACGAUAACUCGAACACUUGUCAGUAAUGAGAAACUGCGUUAAACAGCUUAUGCGGUCGAAAAAAAAAAACAAAAGACAGUUGUUGCCUCAGAUUCUUUAUUACUAUUUGAUGUAAGCAUGUGGCGAAGGCGGCGGCUCAGCCGCAGAUCGAUAUCGAUGAACUUUAUCCAGUCAGAUACUCAACUCCAAAAAGAAAUACCUCUUAACCUAGAAAGGUGAAAAAGGCCUUCAUAACAUGAGAACGAGAAGACUUUUAAACCUUCAGGUUCUUCUACUUUCCACCCCAAGUUUAUUUAUAACGUACUAGAAGAUCCAAGAAGCUCAUAACGAAAAAAUCAUUGAAACUGCCGUGCCAGACAAAUAAAGACGAUGACAAAAUUUAUGAGCUUGUCGGCCAAAUAAUAUCUUUUGUUUUUGAUCUAUCGUUUCCACUAAAACGUCAUCGAAACCUUCAUUCAUGUACAUAAUGAUACAGAAGAUCGAAAUGAAAAGUCGGCUCGUAAAAGGAACAUAGCAGUGAAAUAUGAAGAGCCACGAAGAAACCAAUCGGCGCGCCGGCCCUUCCAAAAAUGAGCGUUUUCAUUUGUUUUUUUUUUCUUUUUUGUUGGUCCCUCAUGAUGGAAUGAACGCACACGCACGGAUUCGCAGAGUCUUCACUUUUUCAAACGAUCAAUUGCAGGAAGUGAAAAAAAGGUUCGUAGGUAAUGAGCAUGAACCUCCAUCGCACAGCCCUUACUUCAUGGAGAAAAACAGCGUUUAUGAUUUACUCAUUUUUAUACGGAAAAAAACUCCUUCCACUUUAGAACUUUCAGAUUUGCUCUAAAAAGUUCUAGAAGUUCACAAAAAAAUGGCAGAAGAAGCCUCUGUAGGCAAACUCUCGAGUCGUUACUUUAACCGGAAAGGUGUUUUCACUUACGACUGCGAAUAUUUGUGGAAACUAAAAAAAUCAUUGCUGUGAUUGACAACUUUUUUUGAGAAAUGCAAAUUUUUUAAUUAUAGAGGACGGAUUUCAAAAACAUGAGCUGUACUAGUUCAAUUUUCGGUAUCUUCAUUCAGAAUAUCGAAUAGUGCUUUGACGACUUUCGAGGUUCUAAGGUUCACAAGUCAGACCGAAUCUCUUUACAAUGAGAAAAUGGAAAAAAAAAGAGAAAACGAAAGUCGACAAUCCAACGGUCCGAAGACGGCUUUCAGGACGCGUUAAGAGCUGAAUCGCCUUGGCGAGGCGGGAAUUUGCAUGUUUGCUGCGUUUUACCCUAGACCCUGUUGAUUUUCUCUUCUUACUCACUUUUCCUCGCACCUUCUUCUCGUUUAUUACUUAUUCGGCAAAGAAGGAAAAAAAAAGAAAGAAGUUUAAGUGUUUGGAGACGCAUUUGAAAAUCUUCUUCUAGAAAAGAAGCUUCCACUAAGUUAAAAAUUCUUCUAUUUAAACUUCAAAACGUGGUAACUAGGAUAUUCCAUUGCAAUUUAAAAAUUUGUUUAUUCUCAGGUUUGAAAAAGAUUUCAUAACUCAAAGAGAAAAAAAUACUUCAAAGAAUUUCGCGAAAAAAAGUGAGUAGGUCAAAACAACUAGCGAGAAAAAAACAAACUAGAAUGGUCCAAAACUGAAAUGGAACACAAGAGUAAUUUAAUAUUAACUUAAAUGAUUAAGAUCAUAGAAUGAAGGAAAUAUGAAUGAAACGCUGUUAUAAAAAUCUACAAAAAAAACAGCUAAUCAAUCGAAUCAAGAGAAUAGUUUUUAACGAAAAAUCAUAACAAUUUCACAAAAUUCAUGAAAAGAUCAAAAAGUAGUAGCCCUUUCAAAUAGGAACCUUCAAAGUAAACUUUUUCUGUAAUUCACAAAAAAAAAAAACAAAAAAUGAGUAGGACUUGCUCAGAAACACUUGUUGGUUCUUCACAAAAGCGCUAAUUUUCGCUAGGUCACGAAUUUUCCCAUAUAGUUGAGCACAAUGAAAAUAUUAUCAAAUGUGAUAAAAUUUUAAAAAAAUGUUCAGUGUUCAGAUUCCGUGUAAAAUCUUCACUCGAAGUGGUCGCUCUCCUUCUGAGGCUUCCACCUAGAGCACGGUCUCCGGGCUCCAGCUCAACAUCCACUACAUUCUGAGCUGGUCAAGGCGCAACUGGAUGGACUACGCGCAGAAGGACAAGACGAAGGACCGUAAGAACAUGCUUUCAACUCUUUCGACUACACGUUUGGACGUCUAG
This is a messenger RNA of Caenorhabditis auriculariae, 4023 nucleotides long. The record is from the annotation of a GenBank genome assembly. Lineage: Eukaryota; Metazoa; Nematoda; Chromadorea; Rhabditida; Rhabditidae.